UUUACUUCUAUCAAAUGUAGCAUGACAACUGAGAAUCCUAAGUAUAUUCUAACAAACCACAGAGGUCAUUCAAUUCUAGAUCAGCCAGGAAGGCACUGUUCAGCUCUGCCGAUGCGUCUUCUCGAAGCCGGAUUUUCUCAUGGUUGGGUGUCUAUGAAAAGGUCCGUUUGGCAUUGCACCAGCAACAUCCAUUAGCUCUAAUCUCCCUCUGCUCUCCGCUUUUGCUCUGCUUCAGCAUAGAUUGGUAGAGGAAUCCGUAAGUCAUGUCUGGGCGUGGGAAGGGAGGCAAGGGUUUGGGGAAGGGUGGCGCCAAGCGUCACCGAAAGGUUUUGCGUGACAACAUCCAAGGUAUCACCAAGCCUGCCAUCCGCCGUUUGGCCCGAAGAGGCGGCGUGAAGCGCAUCAGUGGACUGAUCUACGAAGAGACUCGCAGCGUGUUGAAGAUCUUCCUGGAGAAUGUGAUUAGGGAUGCUGUGACUUACACGGAGCACGCUAGGCGCAAGACGGUGACCGCCAUGGACGUGGUGUACGCGUUGAAGAGACAGGGUCGAACUUUGUAUGGUUUCGGAGGCUAAGCUCAACGUCUGGCUCGGCAUUCUCACAACACCUACCGAUCACUACCCACACAGAUCACCAUUGCUACAGUCCACCAGCGAUGCGGAGGUUCACAGUAUCUAUCUACCCAUCGAACUGUGGCGGAUUUCAACACUGCUCAUCUUCCUGUUAAUGCUCUCUAAGGCAUCAUUGAUGUGUUUCUGACCCACUUGCAAUUUUGGACAAAGCUUUACAGUCUCUAGAUUCUACAGUUAGCAGCACUUUAACGCUGACAAACAUGUUAAUAGAUUCAACUCAGUUUUUGUAUCUUUAACUGAGAAUACACAGAUGCUUUUGUAUUCAAUUGGUUGACAUCAACUCCUGCACUAGCUAAGACUGAUUCCACUUUCAUGUGUUUUUUACGUGGUCCACAGCUGUCAUUUAGUCACAAGUCAAAGCUAGCCGUGAUCAGAUAAGACCGUCCAGGAUAAUGUAGCACGUUUUUGUUCUUUUCGACUUCUGGUCAGAACGACAUACAUUCUGCGUCGAAUUGUACUAUGUCGCCAGUUGAUAUUCAAUCCUUGCAAAUCCGCUCCUGAAUUAUUUCACCUUUUGCAGCGCAAUUGUGAAUUACUCAGCUGUCCUUCACACAUGCGGGUUUUCAAGAUA
Molecule: messenger RNA, 1203 nt
Organism: Physcomitrium patens
Lineage: Eukaryota; Viridiplantae; Streptophyta; Bryopsida; Funariales; Funariaceae
Product: histone H4
Cellular component (GO): nucleosome
Molecular function (GO): protein heterodimerization activity; DNA binding; structural constituent of chromatin
Source: RefSeq, a predicted model, not a curated record